CAGUGUGUGUGUAUGAAGCGCUUUUAAUAAGUUGAGCUGUGCUGAGAUGCUGUGCUUCUGCCCCUGUUUCGAUGAGGAGCUGGACCUGGAGCUGGAGCCGGUGCUGCUCAUCUCCGGAAUCGGAGGCUCCAUUCUAACUUGUAAGAAGAAGACCAAGUUGGGGUUCGACACUCGCGUCUGGGUACGCAUCCUUUUGGCCGACCUUGAAUUCAAGAAGAAACUCUGGUCUCUCUAUAAUCCCCUUACAGGUUAUACAGAAACAUUAGACAAGGACACUGAAAUCGUGGUCCCAGAUGAUGAUUAUGGCCUUUAUGCAAUUGAUAUUCUGGACCCGUCAGCGUUUGUGAAAUGCAUACAUUUGCAAGACGUAUACUAUUUUCAUGAUAUGAUUAACAUGCUUUUGGGUUGCGGCUAUAAGAAGGGAACCACAUUGUUUGGAUAUGGCUAUGAUUUUCGACAAAGCAACAGAAUUGACGAGUUAAUGGAAGAUCUUAAAGUGAAAUUGGAAACUGCUUACAAGGCUUCUGGGGGUAGAAAAGUUAAUAUAAUUUCGCAUUCAAUGGGUGGACUGCUAGUCAUGUGUUUUAUGUCACUCCAUCAUGAGGUCUUUUCGAAGUAUGUGAGUAAAUGGAUUUGCAUCGGUUGCCCUUUUCAAGGUGCACCAGGAUGCAUCAAUGAUUCUCUUUUAACCGGACUGCAGUUUGUUGAAGGCUUGGAAAGCUUCUUUUUUGUAUCAAGGUGGACUAUGCACCAGCUGUUGGUCGAGUGUCCAUCAAUCUACGAGAUGUUGGCCAAUCCAGAUUUUAAUUGGAAAAAGGAGCCGGAAAUUCAGGUUUGGAGGAAGCAGUCUAAGAAUGGGAAAAGUUCUAUUGAGCUGGAAUCUUACGGCCCCGCUGAAAGUAACACUUUGUUUAGAGAAGCAUUGAGAAAUAAUGAGCUAACUUAUGAUGGUAAAACUGUAGCUUUGCCAUUUAACUUUGCUAUCUCCAGAUGGGCUGCCGAGACUCGUCAAGUUCUCAACAAUGCCAAACUACCAGAUGGAGUCUGCUUCUAUAACAUUUAUGGGAUAUCCUUUGACACACCAUUUGAUGUUUGCUAUGGCUCGAAGGAAUCUCCAAUUGAAGACUUGUCUGAAAUUUGCCAUUCAAUGCCUCAGUAUUCUUAUGUGGAUGGAGAUGAAACAGUUUCUGCUGAAUCAGCAAAGGCAGAUGGAUUUGAUGCAGUUGAAAGAGUGGCAAUAGCUGCGAGACACCGGGAACUAUUAAGUGACAAAACGGUUUUUAAACAUAUCAAAAAGUGGUUGGGAGUUGAGCAGAAGGGCAACAUACAUUCCAAGACAUCCAGAGUUUCAGAUGAGCCUGCGAGGCAAUGA
This is a messenger RNA of Fragaria vesca subsp. vesca, 1372 nucleotides long. RefSeq names its product phospholipase A(1) LCAT3-like. The coding region runs from base 47 to 1372 and encodes 441 amino acids. The transcript is spliced from 11 exons. Gene Ontology annotation, biological process: lipid metabolic process. The record is from RefSeq and is a predicted model, not a curated record. NCBI's taxonomy places the organism in Eukaryota, Viridiplantae, Streptophyta, Magnoliopsida, Rosales, Rosaceae.